Messenger RNA from Penicillium expansum, 351 nucleotides. RefSeq lists its product as uncharacterized. The transcript has 2 exons. The record is from RefSeq and is a predicted model, not a curated record. Bases 1 to 351 code for a protein of 116 amino acids. NCBI's taxonomy places the organism in Eukaryota, Fungi, Ascomycota, Eurotiomycetes, Eurotiales, Aspergillaceae.
AUGGGUUUCAUGCGAGGUGGCAAGGAAUGUGUGGGCGGCGGCAACGGAAAUCUGGGACUAUUUGGGAUCGAAUGUGGACCUCCGCAACUCCAGAAACCUCGAUCGCGUAUGCCUCGUAUGACCCCGGAGACUCCCGAGACCCCCGCGCCCUCCACCACACCCAAGAAGAAGAAGAAGAAGAAGAAGAAGAAGAAGAAGGAGAAAAAGAAGAGGCUGCGCUCCGCAAAAUUGGCGAACCUCAGUACCUUGGCGCGCAACGCCGCCCACGGAAUGAAAGAGGGCUUGGCAACUCCGCCGCCGGGUGGGGUGGCUGGCUUGCCGUACAGCUUCAAAUUUAGCGAAGGCGUGUAA